Molecule: messenger RNA, 7649 nt
Organism: Pyrus x bretschneideri (Chinese white pear)
Lineage: Eukaryota; Viridiplantae; Streptophyta; Magnoliopsida; Rosales; Rosaceae
Product: MAG2-interacting protein 2
Exons: 12
Coding region: 166-7314 (2382 amino acids)
Biological process (GO): retrograde vesicle-mediated transport, Golgi to endoplasmic reticulum
Cellular component (GO): endoplasmic reticulum membrane; Dsl1/NZR complex
Molecular function (GO): SNARE binding
Source: RefSeq, a predicted model, not a curated record
AGAGAAAAAAUGGGGGUGCGUCUGUCUUCUCUCUCCCUCCCUCCUCCCCUCUCCUCUCCUCUCCUCUCUGUAAAAAAAUGUGGAAUUUGAGAUGGCAGGCGUGGUUUUUGAGGUCAAGUGUUUGAGAUCUUGGAGGGUGGAAAAACGACGCCGAAUCAUUACGCCAUGGACAAAGCAACUCGCACAGUGUUUUACGAGGCACGGCUUCACAUUACGAGGCCCUACACUCCCAAUUACCCUCCUCAACAGGCAAACAAUGGCAGCAGAGGGAGCUUUCGAUCACUGCUUUCCCUUCCAGGUGCGAACCAGCUCAGGGAUAAAUGGAGCGAGUACAAACAGCCACGAAAAUUGAGAAAGCUGGCAUCUUUGUUUAUCUCUCCGAGAGGCGAGCGUGUGGCUGUUGCUUCCGGAAAUCAGAUAACGAUUUUGCAGAAGGAGGACGAAUACUCAAAGCCGUGCGGCACUUUUACAAGUGGAAGCCUUACUUCGUUUACAAUAGGAACUUGGUCAGAAAGUCAUGAUGUUCUUGGAGUUGUUGAUGACACUGAUACACUACAUUUUAUCAAAGCAAACGGUGAUGAAAUAACAGGGAUUGCAAGGAGGGAUUUAAAAGUAUCUUUACCAGUAAUAAGCCUGAUUGUGCAAGACGAUUCUGACGUACAGAAAUCUUGUCUGUGUAGCUUUAUUGUGGUCACCUCUGAUGGUUCCCUUCACCAUAUUGAGAUCAGUCAGGAUCCAAUUUCCUCUAUAUAUUCUGCACGCACCUCACAUAAUGGGUUAACUGCAAAGGGGCAGCUCUCUUGCAAUGUUUUCUGCGUUGACUACCACCCAGAGCUUUCUUUGCUUGCUGGUGUCAUACUAACCUCAGGAUCUUGUUAUCUUUCUCUCUGGCGUAGAAGUAGGAUUGUUGAUUUGGAACAGCUUGUUACCAUUCAGUUUGAGGGUUUUUAUUCGAAACCAAAAGGAAUUCAGCUAGUAUAUCCAAAGGUGCUAAUCUCUCCACAGGCCAAAUUUGUUGGUACUUUAGAUGUCACAGGAUGUUUGCACGUAUUUAAGCUGGAUAAAGAAUGCUCUUCACUUUCCAAUUUUAUAUGCGGAGAGAGAUGCGGGUCAGAAGUGACCAAUAAUUUGUCAAGUGGAGAAGGGGAAUAUUUAAGUGACAUUGUGGAUUUUACUUGGUGGUCUGACCACAUCCUUACUUUUGCAAAAAGGUGUGGCGUUGUUACCAUGCUUGACAUCCUUAGUGGCUUGAAAAUUCAGGAAAAUGGAACUGUAUAUUCUAAGCCGGUUAUAGACAGAAUAAAUCUGUUUCAAGGAAACCUGUUUCUUUUGGAGACUCUGUCAUCUGAAGAGAGAUCUGACUCAAAGAAAACUAAUGCUUCACAUAGUAUGGAGCAUAUUGUGGUGGACAGCCUUGACCAAAUUUACAUUUCUUCAUUGAACUGGAGCCUUGUAUCAUUUUCUGAAAGAUCCAUCAGGGAGAUGUAUAAUAUUUUGAUUAGAAAUGAAAAGUAUCAGGCUGCCUUGGAUUUUGCUGAUUGUCAUGGGUUGGAUAAGGAUGAAGUUGUAAAGUCCCAGUGGUUGCAGUCAAGCCAAGGAACAAAGGAAAUAAGUACCUUUCUAUCAAAAAUUAAGGACAAAACUUUUUUACUCUCCGAAUGUGUUGACAAAGUUGGACCUACAGAAGAUGCUGUGAGGACCUUACUUGCAUAUGGGCUGAACCUAACUAACCAGUAUGGGUUUUCUGAAUCAGAAAAUGAUGAAUGUAGCCAAAUUUGGGAUUUCCGUAUGGCUAGACUUCAGUUAUUACAAUUCAGAGACCAGUUGGAGACCUUUCUUGGGAUAAACAUGGGCAGGUUUUCUGUGCAGGAAUAUAGCAAAUUUCGAGCCAUGCCUAUAAGUGAAGCUGCUGUUAUGCUCGCUGAAAGUGGGAAGAUUGGGGCCUUAAAUCUCCUGUUCAAGCGUCAUCCUUAUUCACUGGGUUCUUGCGUUUUGAAGAUUUUAGCUGCUAUCCCCGAAACAGUUCCUGUACAAACAUACGGGCAGCUUCUUCCAGGGAGGUCUCCCCCUACAAAUGUAGCUGUGAGGGAAGAAGAUUGGGUUGAAUGUGAGAAAACGAUAAGUUUUAAAAAGAGAUCACCCAAGGACCAUGAAAUUGGUAUCCAAAUCCAGACCGAACCUCUACUGAAGCAGUGCUUAGCAUCAGUUUGGCCAUCAACUAGUGAACUUUCAAUGUGGUACAAGAAGAGAGCUAGAGAUAUUGAUAGUUGUAGUGGACAGCUAGAUAAUUGCAUUUGCUUGCUUGAUUUUGCUAAUCGCAAAGGUCUACACGAGUUGCAGAGGUUUCAUGAGGAUGUCUCAUACUUGUACCAACUUAUUUAUUCUGAUGACAGUAGUCCGGAAAUAAAUUCCAGCUUGAGUCUUGUCAUGUGGGAAAAGUUCUCUGACUAUGAGAAGUUCAGAUUGAUGCUUAAAGGAGUUAAAAAAGAAAAUAUGAUUGGAAGACUACAUAAUAUGGCAAUUCCAUUUAUGAAAGAUAGGUCACAGGAUCAGGCGGCUGAUAACCAUCCUACAACAGAGCAUAACAAGGCUGAAUCAUUUCUGGUUAGAUGGCUGAAGGAAACUGCUUCCGAGAACAAAUUGGACAUCUGCUUGCAGGUAAUAGAGGAAGGGUGCAGCGAUUUUCAGAGUAACAGCCUAUUCAAGGAUGAGGUUGAAGCAAUAGACUCUGCUCUGCAGUGCAUUUAUUUGUGCACAUCUACUGAUAGGUGGAGUACAAUGGCAACCAUAUUAUCAAAGCUUCCACAAAUGCAAGGUAGUGAAAUAUAUAUUGAUGGACUUGAGAGAAGAUUGAAAUUGGCAGAAGGCCACAUUGAAGUAGGGAGGCUCCUUUCAUUUUAUCAGGUGCCAAAGCCCCUGAACUUUUUCCUAGAGUCUCAUGAAGAUGGAAAAGGUGUAAAGCAAAUUCUUCGUCUUACCCUUUCAAAAUUUAUACGUCGACAGCCUGGUCGAUCAGAUACUGAUUGGGCAAGCAUGUGGCGUGAUAUGCAAUGCAUUAGGGAAAAGGCAUUUCCUUUUCUGGACCUGGAGCAUAUGUUGAUGGAAUUUUGCCGAGGACUGCUGAAAGCGGGGGAGUUUUCUCUUGCGAGGAAUUAUCUGAAGGGUACAAGUUCAGUUGCUUUAGCAUCAGAGAAGGCUGAAAAUCUUGUCAUACAUUCUGCAAGGGAGUAUUUAUUUUCAGCUUCAAGUCUUUCUUCUCCUGAAAUCUGGAAGGCUAAGGAAUGCCUCAAUUUAUUUCCAAGCAGUGGAAAUGUCAGAAUAGAGUCUGAUAUUAUUGAGGCACUUACAGUUACACUUCCCAGCCUUGGAGUGACUCUCUUACCCAUGCAAUUCACGCAAAUAAAAGAUCCAAUGGAGGUAAUCAAAAUGGCAAUCACAUGCAAAAGUGGUGCAUUUUUACAUGGUGAUGAACUCAUUGAGAUUGCGAAACUUCUUGGAUUGAGCUCUCCAGACCACAUAUCUUCUGUUCAGGAAGCUAUUGCCAGAGAAGCUGCAGUUGCUGGUGAUCUCCAAUUGGCUCUGGACCUAUGUCUUGUUUUGGCUAAGAAAGGGCAUGGUCACAUUUGGGACUUAUGUGCUGCAAUAGCAAGGGGUCCUGCACUUGAAAACAUGGAUAUGAAUUCUCGAAAGCAGCUACUGUGUUUUGCUUUAAGCAAUUGCGAUGAGGAAUCCGUGAGUGAGUUGCUCCGUGCAUGGAAGGAUCUUGAUUUGCAAGGUCAAUGUGAGACAUUAAUGAUGUUGUCAGGGACAAAAUGUCCAGAUUUCUCAAUUCAAGGCUCCUCGGUUAUUACCGGUCCAGUCCAUGCUAUUCAAGAUAUAAUCAACCUAAAAGGUUGCUUAGAAAUGGUUGAGGGAGCUGGUUGCGACGAUCAAGAAGUCUAUCUUGAUAACAUAAAAACUGUACUUUCUGCUGUUGCUAAAAACUUGCCUGUUAAUGGAACGAACUGGGAAUCUGUUUUGAGAGAAAAUGGAAAUUUUUUGACAUUUUCUGCCCUGCAACUUCCAUGGCUGCUUGAGCUAAGUAGGAAUAGAGAACACAGUAAGAAGUCGAGUGGUAACUUGGUUCCUGGAAAGCAAUAUGUCAGUGUAAGAACACAGGCUCUAGUGACCAUUCUGUCCUGGUUGGCGAGAAAUGGUUUUGCUCCUACCGACAAUGUGGUUGCGUCUCUGGCAAAAUCAAUAAUUGAACCACCUGUUACUGAAGAGGAAGACAUAGUGGGUUGCUCCUUUCUGUUGAAUCUGUUGGAUGCUGUGAGUGGGGUUGAAGUGAUAGAGGAGCAGCUUAGAACAAGGAAGGAUUACCAAGAAGUUUCUAGCAUCAUGAAUGUGGGGAUGACAUAUAGCUUGUUGUAUAGUUCAGCAUUUGAGUGUGAAGAUCCUACGCAAAGAAGGGAGCUGCUACUAAGGAAGUUUAAAGAAAAACGCACAGGUGAAAUAGGCAAAUUUGACAAGGUGCAGUCUACCUUUUGGAGGGAAUGGAAAUUAAAAUUAGAAGACCAAAAGCGUGUUGCAGAUCGUUGUAGAGCAUUAGAGAAAAUAAUCCCUGGUGUUGACACAGUACGCUUUUUGUCUCAGGACUUUAAUUAUAUUAAGAGUGUUAUGCUUCCCUUGAUUGAUUCAGUCAAGUUAGAGAAGAAGCACAUUUUGAAGGAUGUUUUAACAUUAGCUGAUGAAUACAGCUUGAACCGUUCACAGGUCUUUUUGUGUUAUUUGAGUUCUGUCCUUGUUUCUGAGGUUUGGACCAAUGAUGAUAUAACUUGUGAAAUUUCGGAAUUUAAAGGUGAAAUAGUUGGCUAUGCUGUGGAAACCAUCAAAGCUGUUUCAUUUAUUGUAUACCCUGCAAUUGAUGGAUACCAUAAAGUGCGGCUUGCUUACGUCUUUGGUCUGCUUUCUGGCUGCUACUUGCAACUGGAAGAAAACAGAAAAAAAUUACCAAUUAUACACCCUGAUCAAGUGCAUUUAUCUGGUUUUGGAUUAUCUCGUUUUUACAAGUUAAUGGAACAAGAGUGCAGAAGAGUCUCCUUUAUUGCGAACCUUAACUUCAAAAAUAUUGCUGGAUUAGGUGGUUUGAACUUUAAGUGCGUAAGGCAUGAAGUGUACAUGCAUGUAUAUGAUAGUAGCUUGGAAGCCUUGGCAAAGAUGGUAGAGACACUUGCCAGUAUAUAUCCCAACCCAGUGUCGGAGGGUCUGAUAACAUGGCAGGAUAUCUACAAACAUUAUAUUUUGAGUUUGUUGGCAACUUUGGAAACCAAAGCUGGAACUGAUUCGGUCGCGAAAAGCACUGAAAACCUUCAAAUCUUAGUAUGUCAACUUGAGCAGAGCUAUGAAUGUUGCAGAAAGUAUAUGAGACCCUUGGCACAUUUAGAUUCUUUGAACAUUAUGAAGCGGUAUUUCACAAUAAUCAUACCGUUUUUGGGUUCUUAUGGGACUCUACCAGAUAACUCAGCAUGGCAAGAGUGUCUAAUAAUUGUCUUGAACUUUUGGAUAAGAUUGAUUGAGGAGAUGAAGGAAAUUGCAUCCCAUGAGGAUGUCGGAGAAAAUCUCAGGCUCAAUCUAGAUUGCUUAGCAUGUUGUCUAAAGGUUUUCAUGAGGCUGGUAAUAGAAGACACUGUCUCACCGAGUCAAGGCUGGGCUACAAUUGUCAGCUUUGUCAAUCAUGGUUUAAUUGGUGACUCUCCUUCUGAACCUUGUAUGUUCUGUAGAGCUGUGAUUUUUUCUGGUUGUGGGUUUGGAUCUGUGUCUGAAGUAUUUUCCCAAGCGGUAUUAGGGGGUCCAACGGGUUCCACUUUGGCCGGAGACACUGAAAUCCAGGAACUUCCCCUUCUCUACUUAUAUAUUUUGGACAGCAUUUUGCAGGAUGUGGUUACCCAUGGAUCCCAGGAAUAUGAGAAAUUAUAUCAGCUACUAUCCUCCUUGAGUAAAUUAGAAGAUGAUUUACAAGAUUUAGAUAGGGUGAGGCAUCUAGUUUGGAAAAGAAUGGCUAAGUUCUCUGAAAACCUGCAGCUGCCGGGUUCAGUUCGAGUUUAUACUUUAGAGCUUAUGCAAUACCUCACAGGUAAAAGUAUCAAGGGUUUGUCUGCUAGGAUUAUCCCAUGGGAAGGAUGGGACGCGGUGCACUUUGCAAGUCAAAAUAGUGAGACUGUUAAUCAGGGGUCGGCAGAUCAUAAUGAUACAUCUAACAGGUUUACAAGUACAUUAGUUGCCCUCAAAUCGACACAGCUUGUGGCAACCAUAUCACCCACCAUGGAAGUUACCCCUGAUGAUCUCUCAAAUCAAGAGACCGCUGUUUCUUGCUUUCUGAAGCUGUGUGAUGCUGCACAAACAUAUUCUCAUGUUGAUUCUUUGCUAGCCAUGUUAGGGGAGUGGGAAGGAUUUUUCUCGGUGAGGGAAGAUAAGAAAGCCUCUUUAGAAGCUCCUGAGGCUGGAAAUGAUUGGGAUGAUAAGUGGGACGAUUGCUGGGAGAGUUUUCAGGAGACAGAAUCUCCUGUGAAGGAGAAGGAAACAUCCUUUUCCGUUCACCCUUUGCAUGCAUGUUGGUUGGAGAUUUUCAAAAAACUUGCAACGCUCUCCCAAUUUAAAGAUGUUGUCAGACUAAUUGAUCAUUCCCUACCGAAAUCAAAUGGGAUAUUGCUUGAUGAAGAUGGGGCAAGGAGCUUGAGCCAGAUUCUUCUUGAAAGAGAUUGUUUCGUGGCUUUAAAGCUGGUGCUUUUACUGCCUUUUGAAUCACUACAGUUGCGGUGUUUGGCUGCUGUUGAAGACAAGUUGAAGCAAGAAGGCAUCUCUGACUCGAUUGGCGGUGACCAUGAGUUAUUAUUGCUGGUAUUAUCCUCCGGGGUUUUACCCACUAUCAUCUCCAAUUCUUCGUACGGAAACACUCUCUCUUAUAUCUGCUAUUUGGUCGGGAACAUAUCCCACAAGUUUCAAGCAGCCCAAGUGCAAAACGAGAGAUGGCCGUUGCUUUUUAGAAGAAUGCUCUUCCCCUGUUUUAUAUCAGAGCUUGUGAAGGCAGAUCAGCAACUUCUAGCCGGACUCAUGGUUACGAAAUUUAUGCACACAAAUGCAUCGCUUGGUCUUGUUAAUGUUGCGGAGGCAAGUCUCAGUCGGUUUUUGGAGGUGCAGCUCCAUGUACUACACGACCCGCUUGAUGAGACACAUUCACCGGAAACAUUGAACAAUACUGUUUCUUGUUUGAGAGGCGAGUUGGAAAACCUGAUCCGGACCGCAUUGUCAGUGCUUCCAACUCAAGUCAGAUGAACAGGUACGAUGAACUUUUCAUACUUUCUUGCGUUACCUGUUUUUUUUUCCCAGUCAGAAUCGUAAUGGUUUAGCGUUAAGAGCAGGAGUUGUAUGUUUAGAUCCUUGUUAGGCAGUGUUUGAAAAUGUAGCUCGGGAUGUAGACUAUACACCGUAUGUAUUGUUUUACGAUAGGAAUACAGAUGAUGUACAGGGUGAGGGUCCGUACUGAUCCUGCCGGGAUCGGAGAUGUAAUUUAUGUGUCCGUAUAAAUCUUACAGAUGAUCUCCAAGACUCAAGGGUCGGAGUGUAAUAUUAUCUCCAUAUAAAACUAAAUUGAAGGCAUGAGUUUUGUA